Babesia sp. Xinjiang is the source of this 1377-nucleotide messenger RNA. RefSeq lists its product as uncharacterized. The record is from RefSeq and is a predicted model, not a curated record. Bases 1 to 1377 code for a protein of 458 amino acids. Lineage: Eukaryota; Apicomplexa; Aconoidasida; Piroplasmida; Babesiidae. The transcript has a single exon.
AUGGAGCCAGCUAGUUUUUUGAAUAAGGAUAGCAACCUAUCACACAAGUCCGUAUCCAAGAUUGUUGCAACAGCAGCACAGAGACAUGAGCGUUUUUGUUUCGAGACAGAAGCAAAACCCUCAUCAGCUGACGCAAGCAGCUUGGUUGUAGCAGGUCGCAGUUCGGAGCCGGAUUCGUUUGAAAACCAGCCUGCUGAAAAAUCAAAGGCAAGCGUUAAGUAUUCGGAACCCUUAAAGAAGGCACAAGUAGAAAGUGUAUUUGAAAAUGAACCUUGCACCAAAUCAGCAGCAACCAUCAGAGCUUGCGAUGCUGUACCAGUUCGUGAAGCCCCUACCGUAUUCGAGAACCAACCUGAUGAACAAUCCAGAGCAACAUUCAGGGCCUGUGAUGUCAUACCACUGCGACCAACAGCUUCAAUAUUUGAAAAUGAACCAUCGCGAUUCUCCACUGCACAUGUUAGAGCAAGCGACGCAGUAUCUAAAAAAGAAACAGAAUCAGUUUAUGAAAAUACACCAGCCACAGUUAGUAAUGCUGAUGCAAGGUCAAGCGAGGGUAGUUUGCUCAAGGUUACCAGUGGAACAUUCGAAAAUGUGCCGCAGAGGAGGUCUACAGCAGACGUAAGACAUGACGAUGAAGUCAGGGUGAUGUCGAGUGGUUUGUUUGAAAAUGAACCAGAAGAAAGGUCAAGUGCAAGUGUUAGACACAGCGAUGUUAUAGUAUCAAGAUCAGGGGAAAUAUUUGAAAACGAACCAAGUAGACGAUCAAGUGCCUCAGUCAGCUUCAGUGAUACUAUUACACGGGUAUCAAGCGGCUUUUUCGAAAACGAGCCUCAAGAGAGAUCAAGUGCAAAUGUAAGGCACAGUGAUGUCGUGGCACCAAAGUCGGGAGAAAUAUUUGAAAAUGUGCCACGAAGGAAAUCAACCGCAGAUUACAGCCAUAGCGAAUCUAUCACACGUGUAUCCAGUGGAGUAUAUGAAAACGAACCACAAGUGAGGUCAUCAGCAAGUAUCAGAUACAGCGAUACUAUAAAAACAGUCAGGGACCACAUCUUUGAAAACAAACCGGAACUGAGAUCAAGCGCAACUUUCAGAUACAGUGAAGAUAUUGACACACAGAUAGUAGCUACCGAGGCGGUAUCCGGAACUUAUGAAAAUGAACCUGUGUUGAGAUCUUCAGCAACCGUUAGGUAUGAUGAACAAGUCACUGUGAACAACUCGGGAACCUUCGAGGCACAAAAAUCACUAGAAAGCAGCGCAGAUUUCACUGCAGGCGGAUCGCUCAUGACCGAACUGUAUGCUACAAUGGCAGAGUGCCGUAUCAGCGUAGAUGAAACCGAUGAUUUAAAGAACACUGAAGAAGCCACUUCUACGAGCUAA